Molecule: messenger RNA, 1188 nt
Organism: Spodoptera litura
Lineage: Eukaryota; Metazoa; Arthropoda; Insecta; Lepidoptera; Noctuidae
Product: 4-vinylanisole receptor-like
Biological process (GO): sensory perception of smell; detection of chemical stimulus involved in sensory perception of smell
Cellular component (GO): plasma membrane
Molecular function (GO): olfactory receptor activity; odorant binding
Source: RefSeq, a predicted model, not a curated record
AUGGGGUUCAUAGUGGACAAUGCGAACAACUCACUGCGGGUCUGUCUGACUGUCCUGAAGGUGGUAGGCUUCCUGACCCCUCCACAGACUGGGGUCUAUAGCUUUUUCCUAUGGGUGUACUGCUUCUCUUCGUUCAUGUUUUUGGUUGGAGGUAUCAUAAUAGCUCAAACGGGCGCUAUGUUUGAAAUUUGGGGAGAUCUGGCGCUGAUGACCAGUGCGUCAUUUCUCCUAUUUACCAACCUGGCCUUUGCUCUGAAGAUCAUCAACGUGGUGGCGAGGAGUCGACAGAUACAGAACAUAAUAGAUGAUGCUGAUGAUGACCUCGUGGCUGAGGAUAGGGAGGAAGGAAGGGAAAUUAUUAAGAGUUGCAAUCGGGAGACCACAAAGUUUUUAUGCCUCGAAGCAAUGCUGUCACUAAUCACGGUGUUUGGCUGGGCUGCUAGUGCUGAGAAAAACCAGCUGCCUCUCCGAGCAUGGUAUCCUUAUGACGCUUCGAAGUCUCCCGCAUACGAAUUGACAUACUUUAAUCAGAGUUCUUCAGUGACGGUAGCGUCGAUGGUGAACACGUGUCUGGACGUGAUGGUGGCGUCCAUGAUUGCUGUCUGCCGCUGCAGACUGGGACUGGUCGGGUUGUCCCUCAGGAGGCUCUGUGAAGACAUUCCAGUUAUUGGAAAGGAUUUACUUACUUCGGACGAAGAGAACUUAGUUCAAUCUCGCUUGCGGCAGUGUGUGAUCAAACACGAGGCUGCAUUAAAGUCGACCAGGUUGAUACAGACAUGCUUCUCAUAUCCUAUCCUGGCGCAGUUUACAGUGUCUGCCGUCAUCAUUUGUGUAACAGCAUACCAGCUAGCCAUGGAAUUAAACAACGGGAACCUCGUCCGGAGUAUACCAAUGGCAUCAUAUCUGCUGUGCAUGAUGCUGCAAGUAUACAUCUACUGUUACCAAGGAAACCAGCUCACGGAGGAGAGUUACGACAUAGCUGGUGCUGCGUACGAGUGUCCCUGGUACAAAUGUUCCCUGCGCCUGCGUCGUUCGCUGUUGAUAUUAAUGCUGCGCUCGCGACGCGCCGUACAACUGACAGCGGGCGGCUUUAUGACGCUCUCCCUGUCAUGCUUCACCUCAAUCAUAAAGGCGUCAUAUACUUUUUUCACCGUCCUCAAGCAAGUUGAAGAUAGAAAUCCGAAGUAA